GGAAAAUCUCGCGGGAUAGCGUGGAAGGACCAAGAUGAUAAGGAAUUAAUUGAACUUAUGAAAGAAGAAAUAAUUAUGUUCAGUUUAGAAAAUGCCAAGACGCCAAAGGAAAAAUGGGCUGUUUACAAAAGUGUUCAAGUGCAACUGCAAUACAAAGGAAACGUUCACCUUGUGGAAAAUAUUGCACACUGAAACUAGUAUUCACUUCAACAUGUAUUGCGAGUUCCUUGAAAUAAUAAAGUUAGGAAGAAACUAAUUUAUAUUCUGUUAACUUUUUCGGCUAGACUGAUUUUGCACGUUUGAUUUAGCUGCUGGUUUAACCUUACGGACUGAAUGAAUAAUUUGAUAUUCGCUUACCUUUUCUUUUGAAUAAAAACGUCUUAAUACUAUUGCAUGAUAACUGGCGUAUUUGUUUUGUUUUUGUAUCUGUUGACAAAAUUCGCUUUUUUUAUAUAGGGAUACAUUUCAAAUUAGAAAGUAUCAUUAACAAGUGGAAAAAGCUGAAACAGCAAUAUAAGCAACAUCAUGAUAAACAAAAACGAAGUGGGACUGAACGUCGGAAGAAAUGGAAAUUCUUUGAUGACAUGGAUCAAAUAUGUGGUCACAGGGAUACAUCUUCACCCGCAUGUCUUAUUGAUUCAGGUCUACCUGAUGAAGGUGCAGGUAAAGUAUUUCUUAUGUCUAUCUAACAGGAUAAUGACCUCCAUUAUGCUAAGCUUAGCCGUUUGAGUGACUCCAUUUCAAGCUUUUAGAUUUUUAUGUAAGCUUAUGUAUACUUUUUAAUUUUUUGGCGCAACUGAACAUUGCAUGGAAGUCUGUACUUUAAAAAUUAUUAUUAUUACUAUUAUUGUUACCGUACAUUCUCUUUUAAGCCCCACGGGGGGCUUAUUUUUUUCAAGCACUUUUGAGGGGGGGGAGCUUAAAAGAGAGGGGGGAGGCUUAAAAGUAACAAAAACAAAAUUCUUAGUCUUCAAAAAUGUGCUUUCAGCCUCAUGUUCAUUGGUAAUUUUUAUGAGAAUGGUUACUUGUAUUGAUGUGUCGUACACAAGAGAGAACUACAGAACUAGAGCGCAAAGUUGAGAAAGUUAAGCAUAUGAAGUUAGAGGUCAUGCGGCCGAAGACCAAAAACAACAUGAACUUCCAGCCUGAAUAGACCAUAACUGAUCAGUCCACAUUCAUCGUUAAUUUUUUUGUGAAGAAUGAGGAUUGGGGAAGGGGGAUGGGGGGCUUAAAAAAGAGGGGGGCUUAUGAACCUUCCUCCUCUGAAAGGGGGGGGGGGCUUAUUAGAGAGGGGGGCUUAAUAGAGGAUUUACGGUAUUAAUAGAAACCAUACGUCGAGACUGUCAUACUGGCAAAAGUGGCCGCAUAUUAUCUUCCUGUGUCAAAAAAGGUUAGCACAUGGAACUGAGGGAGUGCAGAAAAUCCAUAUUGUAUUUAUCCCGUUUUCAACGUUAGGGUAAUAUUAUUUCUUUCACUCUGUUCAGAUUUGGAAAGUGAAACAGGUGAUGAUAGCAAAAUUGGCUCUGAUGAUGAAGUGGAAAGUGUGCAUGAUGAAGAGCAAAGCAAAGAUACAAAUGACGUGUCCGCAGAGGGAUGCAGUGAGACUGCUAAAUGCAAACUGGAGCUAGAAGAGGAAGAAUUAAAGGCCCAUGUU
Molecule: messenger RNA, 1654 nt
Organism: Porites evermanni
Lineage: Eukaryota; Metazoa; Cnidaria; Anthozoa; Scleractinia; Poritidae
Source: the annotation of a GenBank genome assembly